CAUUUGGUCGCAAGAUGGCGGCACGUUAUACGCUUUAGUCUUUCUGUCAAAGAUGUACGUUUUGAACAUGAAUUCGCGUUGCAUUCCGAGAGGAGGACCAAUGGAACAGCCGUGGCGAUAUAAUUGAAAUCAGCAGAGUAGGAUGCACCCUAUGGAUACCAGUCGUCCCUCCUUCUGAUGUGAAACAUUUGGUAUUGUCAGCUCUCGCCUCGAUCCUGGAUAACCUUUCGGCCCAAUCAACAAUUGUGACAGCUCUUGCCACGUACCAAGCCGACUAUCAUCGAAACCAGAACCAAGAGAAUGGCGUGUCUUCUGUUGAAUCAAGAAAAUGUGCACAUCAAAAUACUCUCAACAGACACCGUUGAAGGCGUCACUUAUUACUGCAUUGAGGUUAGGAUUGCCUCCAUCAAGUGGACUGUGAAGCAUAGAUACAAUGAUUUUGUGGAGCUCCAUGAGAAGCUUGUUUUAGAGCACUGUGUAGAGAAGGAUAUAUUGCCACCAAAGAAGCUUAUUGGCAACAAGUGUGAAGCUUUUGUAGAGAAACGCAGACAGAGCUUAGAAGUCUACCUGAAUGCUGUCUAUAAUUACCUGAAGAAAGCAAUGCCUAGGGAAUUGGCUGUGUUUCUGGAUUUGCAUAUAUAUGAUAUAUUUUUUUUAUUGCAAAGCCUUGCUUUAGAAUUUUUCACAGAGGGCAGCAGCUUGUUGCUAAAGUCCAAAUGCUAUACGUAUAAUCCAGUGCAGUUGUACGCGAUCAGCGAGAGAUUGAAGCACCCCUGUCCACCCUUGGAAGUCGUCGAUAAAAAAUACGAUUUCAGUCACGUUCUAGACUUCAAUUCCCAUUUAACCGGUCUCACGAUCGAAGGCAGCCCGGACUCCUAUAAAACUAGCAAUAUUUACUCGUCGACGCUUUCCAUCGAAUUGUCGAGCUUUAAGAACGUAGAAGAUCUAACUAUCAAUCAAUAUCCAGUGGAUAAGAUCUACCAGAUGGGUACUCUUCGAGACACGGUAAAAUAUUUAACGGUGAACAACACAAAGUUGAGGAACAUCGUCGAGUUGGCGAUGUGCGAGGAGGUGCACAAAAUUAUCGAUAACGCGAACGACUCCCACGUCUGGAUGAAAGUAACCCACCUAGACCUUAGCGACAAUCGAAUAGAAACUAUAGAUAUCGCCAUCAAACUCCUUCCACACAUAGAGUGUUUGACGUUGAACAACAAUCUUCUCUCGGAGAUAUCGAACGUCACUUUGUUACCAAGGUUGUCCCAGUUGUACUUGGCGUCGAACAACUUCACAACCCUACCGGACGAUCUGCACACGAGAUUAGGUUAUAUCGUUUACAUCGACCUGUCUCAGAACAAGUUGACGUCGUUGUCGAGUUUCUCGAAACUUUACUCGUUGGAGGGACUCGACGUCAGCUGCAAUCGCAUCGAGAAGAUCGAGGAAGUGAAAAACAUUGGGCACUUGCCAUGUUUGGAGAACUUAAGAUUGACUGGCAACCCUGUGUCGACGAUCGUUGAUUAUAGAGUGAAAGUGUUGGAACCUUUCGGUAAAAGGGCAGCGGAUAUCUGCCUAGACAAUGAGAAACCUAACCAAAAAGAACUGGACACUGUAUCUGUUCAUCAAGCCCUGCGUAUAGCGAGAGAGGGCAAAUCACCUACGUUCACUGCAUCGGAUGCGCCAUUGUUCUCUGCAGAAAUUCCGAGCAUAUAAAGACGCACGAUGUUUAGUUUCCGAAGAGUAGACUUUCCGUGCGAAGAACACUUUGAUAUUAAUUUUUUUAAUCGUUUCGAAGUUCACUCGAAGGUAGAACCUUCUUAACCGCGUCUUACGAGUAUUUUAGAAUUCACAAUGAAUCAAGGGGGCAACAGUUAUCUAUAAAGGGCAAACAGUUUCCGAUAUUUUUCGACUAAUUAAAAUUAUUCAGAUCAAUUUUUCGAAAAAAUUAAGAUGGCCAAGUUAUAACGUUCACUCGGUAUGUUUUUCACGUUCAUAUGAAAAUAAAACUCCGUAAGACAGAAUAAGUCUCGACGCAACAUUACGCCCAAGACACAAAUGAAGCAAAUACAUUCGAGGAGAUUCGUUCACGCGUGAAACUGAAGUCCUAUUCAAACGUCGAAAAUUGGCACUCAUCUCGUCUAUAAUCUUUUUAUAGUAUAUUUAUUGCCGAUCAAACGCGUCCGUACUUUUUACCACCUUUUGCCAGAACGAUAUUCAAUCAGUGUAACACAUACCAAAACAUUAAGCAAGUAGUUUAAGCCUUAGAUUUUGUCCGUUGCAUUUAUGUAACUGGAUCCAGAUAUUAGAAUUUAACACAUCCAUAGAAGUUGGGAAAAUGAUCAUUUUCUCCGUUCGAGGAUAUCGUGCCACCUAUCUCUAUGAAAAGAACAAAUUUCUACGAUUUUUCUGUGUACAUAAUUGCUUUCAAAUCGUAUAUUACGUGUUACUAUCGUGUAUUUUUUAUACUUGGAGUAAUUGUAAAGUGGAAUAAUUGGAUCGGUUGAAUAUAUUUAUUUACGAUUCUAAAAGACACCGUUCUCGAUCGUGCAAUUACAGUGAUCCUCAAAUUUCUGAUUAAAUCAGCAAUUUUCCGUUUAGAAAUCGAGACAGAACCUCGGACCCAAGUUUUAUGUUGAGAACCACUGUGUUAAAUGAUAUUUAUUUAUUAUCGUGAAUUUACAAACACGUAUCCCAUACGAUUAAAUUAAAUUAAAUUAAUACAGGCAAGUCUUGAUGUUUCUCAACGACUCAAUAAAAAUAUGUGGAGCAACACGGUUACUGGAAAUUUUUAUUGAAUGCAAUCUGUCGAGUAACGAUUGCUAGUAUGUGUUGUUUAUUGUAUAAAUCUUUGAAACGAUGAAUGAAUCUUUGUUUGAAAAAGAGUAAUCAUGUUUAGUAUAUCGAUUUUAUAAUGGUUUAACGCGAACUAUAUGUGUAUAUAAGAUGAUAGAAUAUUUUGUUAAUAAACAAUCAUGAAUCAAUAAACUGUGAUAAUCUAUGAACAAACUUCUAUAUAUUAAUUUGCAAAGUGCAGUUAAAUACCAGACAAAAUUGAGUUCCGAGUCUGAGCUUACGAUUAGAUUAAAAUUAGCUACAAUUGACCGUGACAUACAAAUGCUAUAUUAAUUCCUAGUGUUCGAGACUAGCGUUCAAAUUAAGUUCGUUACCACUCGAUUUAUCUCGUCAAAACAAUUAACCAUUGGUAUAAAUAUUUACACAUAAAUACCAGAAGUAUUUUUACGUAAAUAAAUUGGUGGAACCAUUUUGCAAAAUGGCUCUCUAAAAUUGUGAGAACCGCUGCUUUAGAUGCAAAAGCGGUCGGCUUUGAUCUCGUAGAAUGGUACCACGGUUGUGCCAGCCUUCGUUCGUUUCUUGGAAUUGCUAAUGAUACCUAUUUUCCUUUCUGUUUCACUCUCGUAUAUUCUUUUCCAGUCUUCUUCGACAGAUGUUCGUUUUCUUAGUCAGAUAUCUCUGCUUCUUUCAUGCGAACUUUAAAGGAAAUAAUAGUAACACGAGAAGAAAGAGAAACGAAACAAAAGAACUGUAGCCAAUACGUUUCAUGAGAAGAUGAAGUUGGGUGUAAACGGAGCUUACGAGUAAAAUUAGUUGAAACGAAGUUAAUGAAUAACAUUACAUUGUUUUGCUACGUCGACACGAUGAAAUAUUUUUAUUUCUUUUCAAAAUCUUUAUAAAUUUUGUUCGUGUCGAUGUAGCUCACAUGUAAUUGCAUAAUUCCUCUCAGUUUCAAAGGCACUAAACGUGUGUAAAUUCAAUUAUGGCAGGGGACAGGCCUUGGGCAAACUUGAGCGACCAAUCGAUCGUGUUUCGACUCGCAAUGCAUUGUGUGAAAGAAAUUUCUUACCGUGUUAGGAUGAAACACACAUGGAAAGUAAACAGAGAAAGGAGGCAGUACUUUCAAAGUUUAUUUUUAUUUAAACUUCCACAUUGCUCGCAUUACCUUUUAAACAUUAUACGUAUAUCUUCGAUAAUAGUAAAAUAUUCAUAAAUAAUAAUAAUAAUCGUUACAAUGCUUACAUAGCCUAAGCAUUCUCGUGUUAUAGUCUUUUAAUGUAGUACACCUAAAAACUAACACAUACAUAAGUUAUCGUUUACAGAAGAUCGCCUUCCGUUCGUGGUUUAAAUCGUUCCAUAGAAUUUUUUGUGCACAAUUACGCGAUGUGUUGUUUUCUGUGCGUUUUUGUUUUCUUCUCUUGGCGUCUCUCGCGAAACGACAUCUAAAGAUACACUUUCAAAGGCAAUGCGUGUUUCGGAAAAAAUGUUUGUGUUACUUCUAAAAAGGAAGUAUCAAAGCGUCGUAAAAGCUGGUCGUACCAAAAGGAAAAAUAAUUUAUCAAACACCGUUUCUCUACACUUACACGACGCACAGGCAUCGUUUAGACCUUAACGAUCACAUUUAUUUAUUUAUUUAUUCAUUUGUUUAUUUUAUGUCGACCA
Molecule: messenger RNA, 4449 nt
Organism: Hylaeus volcanicus
Lineage: Eukaryota; Metazoa; Arthropoda; Insecta; Hymenoptera; Colletidae
Product: nischarin
Exons: 3
Coding region: 301-1707 (468 amino acids)
Cellular component (GO): cytoplasm
Molecular function (GO): protein kinase binding; phosphatidylinositol binding; integrin binding
Source: RefSeq, a predicted model, not a curated record